AGCUGCAGAGAGGAAAAAGGAGAAAACUCAGGAGCAGCAGCAGCAAUCCGACCCUGCAACAGCUUUACCAUGAACAUGUACUUGUUUGUGUAUGACUUAAUGCAAUUCUGUGGACAUUCUUGGAUAUUUACAAAUAUGAUCAUCAGGUUCAUGACCUUUGGAAAAGAUUCACUGGCUGACACAUUUCACUCCAUAGGACUUGUAAUGCGCCUUUGCCAGUUGUUAUCUGUAUUGGAGAUCCUGCACAUCCUCAUUGGCAUUGACAAAAGCCGUCUCCUCCCCAGGUUUUUGCAGAUCACGGAGAGAAUAAUUAUUUUAUUUGUCGUGAUCAACAGUCAGGAAGAAGUUCAAGGGAAAUAUGUCGUCUGUGUUUUAUUUUUCCUUUGGAAUUUAUUAGAUGUGGUCAGGUACACUUACAAUAUGUUGGCAAGGAUGGGCAUAUACUACCUACCACUAACAUGGCUCAACUUCUCACUGUGCAUCCCACUUUAUCCCCUUUCAGUUCUGGCUAAAGGAUUUGCAAUUUGUAUAUCACUACCUUAUUUUGAAUCCUUUGGCACAUACUCCAUCAAGCUACCAUUUCCAUUUACCUUCUCAAUCUACUUCCCCUAUGUUCUGAAAAUGUACCUGAUAGUGCUCUUUGCAGGUAUGUGCUUUAUCAUCCAGAACCUCUUCUCCGAGAGAAUGGCACACUUAGGGACAGGCAACAUCAAAAAUAAAAGAAGCUAAGUUUAUAUUUUGUUUGGAAGGACAAAAUACAUUCCUAGGGGAUUGCUGCACAUAGUAGUUAAAAACAAACUGGAAAGCUUUCUCAAUGCAAAACUCCUCUUUGCAUGAACAUUAUCUGGCUAUGUAGAAUUUUCAGAAAAGGCAGAUCUCUUGAAUGCACCUCAAAAAUACAGCAGGUUUUGAAAAAUUUUGAAUGUUUUGACUUCAAAUGGCCAGAGUUUUUUAAAUUAAGCGUUUUUUUCUAAUACAUGUUACAGAAUUCUGAAAAAAUUGAAGCAUGCCACAACUCACAGCCACACCCUUAUUUCAGUGUUAGUUCUUUUCUAUAGCUACAGAUAUUCUGUAAUGACAAUAUCAUUUAAUCUGUAAGAUUACUUUAUACUAGGCCAAUAUAUAUGUAUCUCACAUAUAAAUGCUAAAUUGUCUGGAACUGGAAUCUCUCAAGCAGCAGAAGCCAGAACCUUUGCAGUCUAGAGACUAACAUGCUGAUUAACAUGCUGAUGAACCCAGGCGUUCACUAAGGAUCCUUCAUGUUCGGGUCUCAUCCUUCAGUUAUCAAAGACAGUUCCAGAAAAUGCAGCUAAAUCAGAAAAGCAAGUGUUAUGCUACUCAUCAACUGUAUAUUCAAGGGGAUGUUUAAGGGUCAGAAAUAAACACUUGUUAUCAUGUGUUUGGCAUGUCACUUUCUUACCCCACAGUAAUUUCCUUUCAUGCUGAACAGCAGAUAGAUACGUUCAAAAGAAGUGUGAUAUAGUCAGGUCAAAUAAUAUGUUGUUCCUAAAAGGGAACUGAAUGACUGUCAAAAGCCAUGUGCAAAAUUCUAGGCAUUUGACUCAAUUGUGCCUCAUACUUCUCUAGGAUAAACUGUGAGAAUGCAAGUAGAACAUAGGCUUUUCAAAGGCUGGCAAUGAAGAAUAUACACAGCAACCCAGUGGAUUAUACAGGCAAAAAUAGCCAAAUAAUUCCUUAGAGGCUGGCAGGAGCUUUUCUGAUGUUUCAUAUGUAUUGAUUAUCACCUAUGUUUCAAUUCAAGCAUGUGGGGGAGAAAAGUGAGGCUAUUUUUUUUUUUUUAGCUGACUGAAAACUCUGAGAAGGGAGCCUAGAUAGUAGGAGUAGGAGAGAAGGUAAUAUUUAAAGGGAAACUAAAUACUGUUAAAAUAUGAAGAGGCUUUUGCCUAUACGACUUUUCAAACCAUGCAGCCUAAGAGAUUACAUAAGGAAACAGUGAAGCUAAAUUAAUUUGUUAUGAAAGGUCACCUACUGUAAUUUCUAUUUAUUUCAUACAUGUGGCAGACAAUGCCUGCAGACUGUUUUGACCACUGAAUAUUUACAGACCAUAAGGAAGAAGAUCAGCUUCGAAUAGUAUAGUGCCAACCCUGGAUUUGUUUUUUUCAAACCACUGCAAACAGAAAUUUGGAACUUUGUAGAGAAACAGGAGUGCUUUCACUUUGGGCUUCUGUCUGACCCAGACUGAUUCAAGUGUGUACAGUGUUAAGAAACAUACAGAACAGCUAAAUAAAGUGACAGCUUUGAAGAUAGCCAGAGUAAGUCCACAUUAAACUACUAUAUAGCUUGCUAAAGUUGAAACAUGAACAUGUUUUCCUUGGAAAUUCAACUCAACAUGCCAGAAACAGCUGGUUCUAGCCAGUUCCAAAAUGGAGCCACUGCAGGACACUGCUGUGCCAAACAGCUAAGAUGAUGCUCUGGCAUUUCUCUGAAAACUUAAGAAAAUGUAAGAAAUGUUACACAUUUGCAAGAAAGAAGAGUAAGAACAAUGUAAGAGAAACAGCUCUGUACAUUGACACCAAGGUGAAUGGAAAAGGAGAGGAAGAGCUACUCUAGGCACUGCAGCAGAUUUCUCUGCAGGCCAUAAAGAAGACCGUGGUGGAACAGGUUGUCCCUCUGCAACCCAAGGAGAAACAGACCAGACAGGAUAUCACAUGGCAGCCUGUGGAGGACCAGGCUGGAGCAGGUGGCUGUGCCCUGAGGGAAGCUGCAGCCCAAGGAGUGCCCACACAAGCAAAGCAGGAACUGUGGCCCAUUAGGGACCCCUAUUGAGGUAGCUUUUUCCUAAUGGACUGUACCCCAUGGAAAGGACCUAUGCUAGAGCAGUGCUUGAAGAGCUGCAGCUUGUGAGAAGAAACCAUGAAGGACUGUGCCUCAUGGCAGGGAUCCCCAUGCUGGAUCAGAGCAACAGUGAGAAAACAAACCAGCAGAGAUUAAGGUUUAUUACCUAAGUGCAAUCCUCACACCCACCUUAUCCUGCCUGGGGAGGGAGGAGGUAGAAAAUGCAGGACUGAAGGGGUAAAGUGAACCUAGGAAGAAAGGGGACAUAGGUGGGAGGCAAUUCUAGUUUUGCCUUUUUUCUUUCCAUCCUACUUUAUUUUUAAUUGGCAAUAAAUUUUUCUUCCACAAGUUGAAGUUGUUUUUGUGACAGUGAAUAGUAAAUGGUCACUCUGUCUUUAUCUUGACCCAUGAACUUUCUCAUCCUAU
This is a messenger RNA of Melospiza georgiana, 3222 nucleotides long. It is a transcript of the gene HACD4, whose product is annotated as 3-hydroxyacyl-CoA dehydratase 4. Gene Ontology annotation, cellular component: endoplasmic reticulum membrane. The record is from RefSeq and is a predicted model, not a curated record. NCBI's taxonomy places the organism in Eukaryota, Metazoa, Chordata, Aves, Passeriformes, Passerellidae. Gene Ontology annotation, biological process: very long-chain fatty acid biosynthetic process; fatty acid elongation; sphingolipid biosynthetic process. The transcript has 7 exons. The coding region runs from base 70 to 729 and encodes 219 amino acids. Gene Ontology annotation, molecular function: 3-hydroxyacyl-CoA dehydratase activity.